Molecule: messenger RNA, 423 nt
Organism: Oldenlandia corymbosa var. corymbosa
Lineage: Eukaryota; Viridiplantae; Streptophyta; Magnoliopsida; Gentianales; Rubiaceae
Source: the annotation of a GenBank genome assembly
AUGCCAAAGCCAGUUCCAAAGUGGAAACCAAGGGUGGAUUCGUAUAAAAAAGAUGAUAACGCUACGAUUCAGGCAUCCACGUCUGGCCUAUCAGGUUUAGAGAAAGAAAAUAUUCCGAUUGAUGUUGAUGCUUCAGCUCAAAUUAACACAGAGAUGCAUGAGAAAAUCUCGUUGUCAACCUCUUUGAACGAAUUACUCUCAGAGCCUGUUUCAGAGCCAGAUAAGAAUGUUACAGCCAAUGCUGAAAAUGGUGUUAAUCUUUCGAAUCAGAGUGAGCUUUGCGUUUCAACAAUUGAGCAGCAACAGGAAAAACAGCGAGCUGCUUUCGUUCAACCUGUUGCGGAAAUCCCAAAUUCUAUGAAUUUAUCCUUACUUGAUACUGCUAUUGUUUAUAGUAUGAACUCUGCAAGAAACGGCGUGUGA